Molecule: messenger RNA, 695 nt
Organism: Vicia villosa (hairy vetch)
Lineage: Eukaryota; Viridiplantae; Streptophyta; Magnoliopsida; Fabales; Fabaceae
Product: pathogenesis-related protein PR-4-like
Exons: 4
Coding region: 40-627 (195 amino acids)
Biological process (GO): defense response to bacterium; defense response to fungus
Molecular function (GO): RNA nuclease activity
Source: RefSeq, a predicted model, not a curated record
ACAAAACUGGGUGAUUUCCUUUUUCAUACUUCAGAUAAGAUGUGGAAGCUUUUCCUAGUGGAGGUAUUGAUACUUUGUGCUAUAGCAUUGGCCUCUGCUCAAAGUGGCAACAACGUGAGGGCUACAUAUGAGUCAUACAAUCCUCAAAAAAGUAAGUGGGACAUGAACACUUUGAAUGUAUUCUGCGCAGCUCAGGAUGCAAGCAAAUCAUUGGCAUGGCGCAGCAAAUAUGAUUGGGCUGCUUUUUGUGCACCUAUUUGGCCUUUUGGCAAAGCAGUAUGUGGCAACUGCUUAAAUGUGACAAACAGUGAAAAUGGAAAGAUGGUGUCGAGAACAGUAAGAAUUGUUGAUAAGUGCACUAACGGAGGGCUUGUCUUAGAUAUUGGUGUGUUUCGAAAAUUGGAUAGCUCUGGAAUUGGGUUUACUCGUGGUUAUCUUAUGGUGGAUUAUCAAUUUGUCAAUUGUGUUUGCAGUGAUGGAACACAUGAUUGUCAAAGUGCAACUACCUCAAUAUUAUUAUCUUCGACACCAACGGCUGCACCAACACAAUCCCCAACUUCAUCAACACCUACCUUGGUUCCUAUUACUAUUGGUAUGUACUUCAUUCUUUUAUUGAUUCAAAUUUAAUUUUCAGACAUGUUCUAAAGUAGAUGUUGUGAAUUCAAUACCACUAACAAAUUAUAAAAAAUAAGGGA